Adineta ricciae is the source of this 666-nucleotide messenger RNA. NCBI's taxonomy places the organism in Eukaryota, Metazoa, Rotifera, Eurotatoria, Adinetida, Adinetidae. The record is from the annotation of a GenBank genome assembly.
AUGGCGACAAAUGAACCAUAUUAUACAAGCGAGCAAAUUUCAAUUCCAUCCGAAUUUCCGGACAUAUUACUUCAAUUUUCCAAAGCAGCAAUACGCACACAGCCAACAGACGUAUUGGCAUGGAGUGCAGCAUACUUCCGAGCAUUAGCAAAUGGUCAAACACCGCCGAUUAAAGAACGUAUGGAGAUGCCUGUUGCGACACAAAAGAUCGACACAGGUUUAACUAUGGGUCUAUUGAAGAUCUUACAUAGACAGUUUUCUUCGAAAGGAACAGUUCCGUUAAAUGAAAUCCAGAAUAAAUACCAAGAUUUGAAUAUCCCACAAGAACAAUUCGAUGAUAUUGUACAAAUCGGUGGAUUCAACGGAGAUGUACAAUGGGAACAUUUUCUAACUGUAGCCAUGACAAAAAUAUCAAAAAGUUUGACGGAUACAUUAAUAAAGAUAUGUGAGCUGUUGACAAGCGAUCCUCCGGGUGCUAAUGCUCGAAUUCCGUUCGAUCAGUGGAAGAAAUUCUAUCGAUAUCUAGCUGAACUCGAUGGUGACAUUCGGCAAGAACAGAUUCAGGAAGUCAUUGAUUAUCUAGCGAACGAAUGGGUUAUCCGGCAAAAUGGAAUGAUCCAUCCACGCAACUUCAUUCAUCCUGAAUGUCCCAAAUUAGAAGCAUAA